Molecule: messenger RNA, 243 nt
Organism: Caenorhabditis briggsae
Lineage: Eukaryota; Metazoa; Nematoda; Chromadorea; Rhabditida; Rhabditidae
Exons: 2
Coding region: 1-243 (80 amino acids)
Source: RefSeq, a predicted model, not a curated record
AUGAAUUCCAAAUUCCUUCUCUGCGUCCUCGCCGUCAUCAUGUGCUCAGUUGUCCAAGAAGCUUCUGCUCAAUACUACGGAUAUGCCUCUUCUUAUUAUCCAUCUUACUACGGAGGUUAUGGAAAUGCCUAUGGAGCAUACGGAGCAUAUGGAGCUUAUGGAGGAUAUGGUCUCGGAUCUGCUUAUGCUGGAUAUUAUGGAAAGAGAGAAGCUGGAUUUGGACCAUCCCAGAACAAUCAGUAA